This is a messenger RNA of Drosophila busckii, 1340 nucleotides long. It is a transcript of the gene Pc, whose product is annotated as polycomb group protein Pc. The record is from RefSeq and is a predicted model, not a curated record. The transcript is spliced from 3 exons. NCBI's taxonomy places the organism in Eukaryota, Metazoa, Arthropoda, Insecta, Diptera, Drosophilidae. The coding region runs from base 163 to 1260 and encodes 365 amino acids.
UUUUACAGCUCUAAUAUUAUCAACAAGCACACUGUCAUCUGUGCAGCGAUUUAAACAAACCACGGAAAAGUCUAGAGAAAACACAAAUAAAGUAUCUAUAUUAUCAAAUUCAACUAAAGUAUAAGAAAAAGCCUCAAAAUCGGUAAAUUGGACGGCAACACGAUGGGCAGCUCUGACGAUCGCGUCUAUGCUGCGGAGAAAAUCAUCCAGAAGCGCGUUAGAAAGGGUGUUGUGGAGUAUCGCGUCAAGUGGAAGGGCUGGAACCAACGCUACAACACCUGGGAACCUGAAGUAAACAUUUUGGACAGGCGUCUUAUCGACAUCUAUGAACAGAGCAAUAAGUCUUCUGGCACUCCGUCGAAGCGCGCUGCUGCUGCUGCGUUAAAAAAGAAAGAGAAAGAACCUGAUCCAGAGCCAGAAUCCGAGGAGGAUGAGUACACUUUUACUGGCGACGAUGUACCUGAAACCAAUCAGGCGAGCACAUCAGCAGCGGCUACACCUGGCAAUGAUGGUGUUGACAAAAAGGAGAAAGACCGCAAGCAUCAUCACCAUCAUCAUCACCAAAGCAUAAAGUCCGAACGCACCAGUAGUCGUCGUUCCGAGUCGCCGUUGACUCACCAUCAUCACCAUGAUUCAAAGCGGGCGCGAAUCGAGCAUAGCUCUUCCUCAAAUGGCAGCUCCACACAUAAUGAGAACUCCUUUGUACCCGAGGCAGACACCAAUUCAUCCAGCUCAGAGGAUCAGCCCCUCAUGGGCACCAAGCGCAAGGCCGAAGUACUCAAAGAAUCGGGCAAAAUUGGCGUUACCAUUAAAACAUCACCCGAUGGACCUAUACACAAGGUGCAGCCAUUGACGCAAGAGCAGGCAAAAGCAACGGAUGCAACUGUGCAAUUGCCGAAGACCGAGCUGCAGAGCACACCGGUUUUCAAAGAGCCAGAGUUAGUUGAACCAGUUGUAGCUACCUCCACGGAAGAGGACGACGAUGAGUCCACAGCAUCGGCUCCCGUAGUGACCGAGAACAACAACAUGCCAAAACUAAACAGCGCUCUUGCUUUGACACAAAAAAAGCCACUAACACCGUUGUCGCCCCGUGCAUUGCCACCGCGCUUUUGGUUGCCCAGCAAGUGCAACAUAUCGAAUCGUGUGGUUAUCACAGAUGUGACAGUCAAUCUGGAAACUGUCACCAUACGCGAGUGCAAAACCGAGCGAGGGUUCUUUCGCGAGCGUGACAUGAAGGAUGACUCCUCACCAGUUACUUGAUGUAAAAAGAAGAAAAAUUUUGAAUUGUAAAUAGUUCUACAACAAAAUUCUAUAACAAAAUGUUGCGAAGCAUUUUUCUA